Oryza sativa Japonica Group (Japanese rice) is the source of this 3143-nucleotide messenger RNA. NCBI's taxonomy places the organism in Eukaryota, Viridiplantae, Streptophyta, Magnoliopsida, Poales, Poaceae. The record is from RefSeq and is a predicted model, not a curated record.
CCACUGGACGACAAUGGCACUGCAACCGCUUAGCCGUGUAGACUGCGCGUCAAGUCGUCGGUGACUGAUUCUCAGAAAUUGCGACCAAACUGACAGGAUCUGAUUGAGAUUUCAAGACCGAGAGGCAUUAUACCUGCCUUGCUGCCUCUCUGAACCUCUCAUCCUUCAUCGUCAGGGCAAGGCGUAGUAUCACCAGCUCAUCUGCUGUUACAGACGGGCUCUUGAUCUGCAGCUCAGCACUGAUGGCGGAGGCAGUAAUCCUUGCCAUCUCAAAGAUUGGUACCACUUUAGGAGAAGAAGCCACCAAGGCUGUUCUAGCAAAACUGUCUGAAAAGGUAACAAAUUUGAAAAAUCUGCCAAGGAAUGUAACAAGAAUAGAAAAGGAACUGAAGAUGAUGAACAAUGUAAUACAAGAUUUGGGCACAGCAGAUAUCAGAAAAAAUACCGUCAAGGGUUGGAUUGCGGAGGUGCGCAAGCUGGCCUACCAUGUUGAGGAUGUAAUGGAUAAGUACUUGUAUCAUGCUCAUCAAAUGCAGGAAGAUGGGAAAAUGAAGAAGUUUGUGAAAGGAGCACAAUAUAUCAAGAUUUUUGAUGAAAUUGCUGACGAAAUUGUCCGGAUGGAAGAAGAGAUCAAGCAUGUUAAAGAUCUAAUGAAAUGGUCUCUUUCGGCAGAGCUCAUGAGUACAAAUACACCUGAUGAUAUUGAGAGACAAAUAUCUGGAGGCUGCCUGCCAGAAUUUAUUAAAGAUGAAGACCUUGUGGGGGUUGAAGAAAAUAGGAGAAAAUUGACUGGAUGGCUGUAUUCCAAUGAGCCGCAUGGUACAGUGAUAACAGUGUUCGGCAUGGGUGGACUGGGAAAAACUACAUUGGUAAAAAAUGUGUACGACCGGGAAAAGGGAAACUUCCCUGCUCAUGCUUGGAUUGUUGUAUCGCAGACCUACGAUGUGGAAGAAUUGCUGCGCACUCUACUUAUGAAGGUUGCAUACCGAGAGCAAUCACCAGCUGCAAACAUGAAUAAAAUGGAUGUUUAUGAGUUAACAGAUAAAAUAAAGAAAAAGUUAGAAGAUAGCAAGUGCUUGAUUGUACUGGAUGAUGUAUGGGACCAUGAAGCAUACACUAUGAUGCGCAAUGCAUUCCAGAAUCUCCAGGAAAGUCGGAUUGUCAUCACGACAAGGAAGGAAGAUGUGGCAGCUCUUGCAUCCUCAAAAUAUCGCCUUGAGCUCCAACCUUUAGGCAACACUGACUCAUUCAAUCUCUUCUGCUCGGCGCUCCUCCUCCUCUCCUCCUCCCACUUCCUCGUCCGCUCAGCCAAACUUAUGGAGGUGGCUACUUCUAUAGUCAAGAGGUGUCAAGGUCUACCGCUAGCGAUUGUAUUUAUGGGAAGCCUGUUGUCCUCAAGGAAACAAACAGAAUAUGCCUGGAAUCAAACAUACAGCCAACUUAGAAAUGAGAUGAUAAAAAAUGAUCAUGUCCGGGCGAUCCUAAAUCUGAGCUACCACGACAUGCCAGGAGACCUAAGAAACUGCUUCUUGUAUUGCAGCAUGUUCCCUGAGGAUUACUCCAUGUCAAGGGAGAGCCUUGUGCGAUUAUGGGUUGCAGAAGGCUUUGUAGUGAGAAAAGAUGGUAACAAACCAGAGGAUGUAGCUGAAGGAAAUCUCAUGGAACUCAUUCACCGUAAUAUGUUGGAAGUUGUUGAGAAUGAUGAGCUCAGCAGGGUGAGUACCUGUAAGAUGCAUGACAUUGUGCGCAACCUGGCUCUUGAUGUUGCUAAAGAGGAGAUGUUUGGCUCAGCAAGUGAUAAUGGCACAAUGACGCAGCUGGAUACAGAAGUUCGUCGCUUCUCAACAUGUGGAUGGAAAGAUGAUAGCGCACCAAGGGUGUCAUUUCCGCACCUCCGAACUCUAUUGUCCCUUCAAGCAGUUUCAUCCUCCACCAGCAUGCUGAACUCAAUUUUUUCUGGAUCAAACUACCUUAGUGUUCUCGAGCUGCAAGACUCUGAAAUCAGUGAAGUGCCGACAUCCAUAGGUAAUCUGUUUAAUCUGCGGUACAUUGGCUUAAGACGCACCAACGUAAGUAAGCUCCCAGAAUGUAUUGAGAAUCUCUCUAAUCUGCAAACUUUAGAUAUCAAGCAAACCAAAAUAGUGAAAUUACCACGAGGAAUUGUUAAGGUCAAGAAGUUGCGGCACCUUAUAGCUGACAGAUAUGCUGAUGAGAAACGGACAGAGUUCCGAUACUUCAUUGGAGUGGAAGCUCCUAAAGGGUUAUCUGGUUUGGAAGAACUACAGACUCUUGAAACUGUUCAAGCCAGCAAGGAAUUAGCAGAACAGCUGGAGAAGCUGACGAAACUGCAAAACUUGUGGAUUGAUAAUAUCAGUGCUACUAAUUGUGCAAAGCUUUUUACUGCUCUGUCCAAGAUGCCACUUCUUUCAAGCCUGCUUCUCUCUGCAUGUGAUGAGAAGGAGGUACUCUGCUUCCAAAAUCUCAAUCCAAUAUCCAAGAUGUUCCAUAGGCUAAUUGUCCGAGGGCAGUGGGCCACUGGGACACUGGAAUUGCCGAUAUUUCAGGAACAUGGUAAAAAUCUCAGGUACCUAGCUCUAAGUUGGUGCCAACUUGGAGAGGAUCCACUUCGAGUGCUCGGGCUACAUGUUCCAAACCUCACAUACCUGAGACUUAACAACAUGAAUAGUGCAAACAGGUUGAUCAUUACUGCAGGAUCCUUUCCCAAGUUGAAGACAAUUGUCUUGAAGCUCAUGCCAAAUGUCAACCGGCUGAAGAUCGCAGAUGAUGCACUUCCAGUCAUUGAAGGUUUAUACAUCGAUUCACUGGCAGGGCUGGAGAGAGUCCCUGUGGGCAUUGAAAACCUUUUCUCCCUGAAGAAACUCUGGCUUCUCAAUCUGCAUCAAGACUUCAAAGCAGACUGGAUUCAUAGAGAAAUGCACCGGAAAAUGCAGCAUGUUCCAGAUCUGCGUGUUUAGGAGUGGUGUGCUACAUCUUCCUUCGAUGAAUAACUUGAAAAGUGCAUCUGCAUUCACCCAAUCCUCUCUAAAAAGACAUUGGCUCUGGUGUACUUGGUAUCUGUACAUCUGGUUCAUAUUUUUCUUCAACAAGUCAUGAAAUAUCGACUCUCUUAGUCUCUUUGCCAU